CCCUAAACUCUCUUUCUUUACUUUACUUCCUCUCAUUUUUUUUUGCUUUCUGUCUAGAGUAGAUCUCUGUUUUGAUUUUUAUCUCUACUACGUUUUGUUGAUUUUUUAGAAAAAUGGAGAAAACUGGUGCUGGGAUGACAUUUUCCGAGUUAGGGCAAAGGAGAGAUGACCCGUCGUCGUUGUCCGAUUCAUCGUGGGAGAGGUAUCCGGUAGGGUUCAUGGAGUUACUAGGCGUUCAUCAUCAAGACAGCUCUCGUUAUGCUUUGACCAAUAUGCCGCCGAUGCAGCUAACUGCAACAUCUAACCCGUCGUCGUCCAUCUCAUAUGCUUUGUGCGAAGCAGUGACCGGAAAGGAAAAUAAUAGAUACUACCAGAAACAUGAAAAUGACGACGAAGAACAGAAACAUAAGAGAAAUAAGCGGUUUAAAUCAACGAAGAGUAGUGAACAGACGAAAAUGAAAGCGCCAAGAGUGUCAUUCAUCACGAAGAGCCAAGUUAAUAACCUAGACGAUGGUUAUAAGUGGAGAAAAUACGGUCAAAAACCUGUCAGAAACAGCCCUUUUCCUAGGAGUUACUACCGUUGCACUAUAUCUUGUUGUAACGUGAAGAAGAGGGUGGAGAGAUCAUUCACUGACCAAAGCAGUGUAAUCACCACCUACGAAGGUCAACACACGCAUCCUAGACCACUCAUCUUGUCUAGGCAAGGAAGCUUUGGAUCUGAUGGCUCAGCUUCUGAGGCCUACUUUGACCUGACCCCUACACUCCCUCCUCAGCUUCAUCAGCUUUUCGAUUACAACAACCAUCAUCAACAACAAAAUCAAGAGUUGUCUCCUUUUGGAACCGAAUACCUAAGCAGGCAAGAAAAGGAAUUUAACCAUGACGGUGGAGAUCAUUAUCAUGUGAUUAAGCCGAGACGAACUCAAGAUCUGCUUGAUGGAGCGGGUUUAGUCAAAGACAAUGGCCUUCUUCAAGAUGUUGUUCCAGCUCAUAUCAUUAACGAAGAAUAUUAAUUAAUCGCGUAAUGAAGUAGCUAGCUAGCUAAAUUUUAAUUUUUCAAAUUGCCAACUACGAAUGAAUGUCUUCUUGUAUGAAUCGUGUAGAUAUAAAAGUUUCCAAAAUCUAAUUAUAGGAUUAUGAUGUCACUUCUAUUUGAUCAUGAUGAGUUUUAAUUGAGAUAAUUUCCUUAAUUUAUAGUACCCGUUUGAUCUUGGACCAAACCACUAAACUUGUUUAUUAAAAUGUAUAAAGUUUUUUUUUGAAUGUUUACGUAGUUUUCUAGUUCAGUGUAUAGAUAGUACUAAAGUGAUAUGGAACCAUGAUAAACAAGGUUUUGGGAGCAAUGCUAUGUUCUAUCUAGGGUUUUAGAUUUUCUUUUCCAUAGAGGACAAUUUAUUAUGCUAAAGAUUUAUUUUGAAACACCUUGACGAUUAAUAUAUAUGUAGAAAUUAUUAAUUAAAGAUUGAUUUUGUUACUGCAUUUAACUUCUGAUUAAUAGCUGAACUUUGUGAUGAUUUAAUAAUUAGUGUGAAAAAUUAAACCAAUUCAGUUAUAUGUUACAUAUUGUGUAUGGAAAUGGAGAUGGGAAGGAACAGUUUACGUGAAGAAAAAGGAAAAAAGAUUCACGACUUGUAUGUAUAUCAUGAUUACCCUAUACUGCGAACGUUGAAAAAUAGUUUGCACUGUCAACGUCGUUUGCUAUUUUAAUCUUAAACGUUUUCUUUUCGAUUAUUUAUUUAUUUUGUUCUUAUGGUUUCAUUUAAGAGAAAUUGGGUGAGAUAACCAAAAAAAAUCAAAUUCUAACCUAACCUUUAAUUAAUGAUUUUUACUUUAUACUGUGAUAUAUAUCUUCUUUUGUAAGCAUUAAUUUGAGAUUCCUUCCGCGCGUCUUCAAGCUUUUUGGAAGCAGACUCAAAGAUAUUAUUUGAAUUAGGAGUAGCACUAUAUUUAUAGAAAUGUUUGGCUUCAUCACCCUCUGUCCCCACAUGUCACCCAGUUGAUCGUAUCACAUGGUCUCCAGACAGCAAAAAGCAAACAAAGCAAAAUGACUUUUGUACGUCGUAAAAUCUCGUCAUAUCGUUUAUCAUGCAAUUAAUAUACGCGUAAUCUUAAAGAUUUGUAUAGAUUGCGGGUCAAAAAGACCGGAGUUAAUGCAUAGGAGAAGCAAAAUACAAUUGUUUUUUCAAGUUAAAUUCAUAGUAUAUGAUUUGAUUCGACAAUAUACCCAAGCCGAGAUCAGUUUCGAGAGUAUUAAUUUGAUUCGACAAUAUAACUAAUUAAUGAAUGGUUAAUUAAACUGUUGGUUAAGUGUUAACGCUCCCGUUUUUUUACCAAGCUAAUAAUUCACUGUGUUGAAUAGUUGAAUGUGCAAACUCUUGUUUGAAAAUAUAAUAAAAAUAUUUGAAAAAUGGAAGAAUUUCUUGCUAUUUAUUUUAUAAUAAUUAUACUCCAUCCGUUUUAUUUUAAUUGUUGUUUUAAACUUGGACACACAGAUUAAAAAAUAUUUAAUUUUUGUAUAUUUAUUAAAUAAAAACAUCACUAACAAUACAACUAACUGCAUUUAAUCAAGAGAAAAAAACAUUGAAAUAUAAAGUUAAAAUAUUUUAUAUUGAAAUUAUAAAACGAAACUGUUUUCGAGAGAAACAACACUUAUUUUCAAACGAAUUUUUUUUCUCCACAAAGAUAAUUAAACCGAAAUAGAGGGAAUACAAUUUUCAUUGUCGUCGAAAUAUUGCGUGGCAUGCUUUUGCUUGAUAUUCUGCCCAUCUUCAAGGAAUCAGUAUGAAUAUAUAUUGCUUGAAGGAAUCAAUAUCAUAAUGAUGAGUGAUGACAAAGGGAAGGUCAUAUGACUAAAUGAUGUAUGAUGACUUUAUACAACAUCGAUCUUAUAUACUACUCUCUUUGUUUUAAAAUACAUAAAGUUUUAGUAUUGUGCACAACUAUUAAAAAAAUUAUUUAUUUCAUCUUAAAAGCAUUAUUAAAAUAUAAAUUAAAAGUUAUUUAACCAAUCACAAAUCAGACUACAAAUAUUAUUGGUUAUACGGUUUUCGAUAAAAUUAAAAAAAGUGCAUUGAUAUAUGAAAAUAUCAUCUAUUUUGAAAUAUUAAAAACUCCCUAAAACAUC
Molecule: messenger RNA, 3121 nt
Organism: Brassica napus (rape)
Lineage: Eukaryota; Viridiplantae; Streptophyta; Magnoliopsida; Brassicales; Brassicaceae
Product: WRKY transcription factor 68
Exons: 3
Coding region: 114-1010 (298 amino acids)
Biological process (GO): regulation of DNA-templated transcription
Molecular function (GO): DNA-binding transcription factor activity; sequence-specific DNA binding
Source: RefSeq, a predicted model, not a curated record